AUAGUAUCUCGUUUAUCCCACACAUUGUGAAUGCAGCAGUAGUCCGGUAGACAGGACAACAUGGCUGCUGCUGCGGGCCGAUACUACGGAGAAGGUGGCAGAGCGACGAAAAGACAGAAAACUGAGGACGGAGGAAUGACAACGGAGAGCUACGAUGACCCUCACAAACCGCUGCCCUCCCCGGUGGUGCACAUCAGGGGGUUGGUUGACGGUAUAAUGGAGGCUGACCUGGUGGAGGCCCUGCAGGAGUUCGGGGCCAUCAGUUAUGUAGUUAUGAUGCCCAAGAAGCGCCAGGCCCUGGUGGAGUAUGAGGACAUGAAUGGCUCCUGCAAUGCUGUUACAUAUGCCGCAGAGAACCAAGUAUACAUCGCAGGCCAUCCUGCCUUCAUCAAUUACUCCACUAGCCAGAAGAUCUCUCGGCCAGGAGACUCAGAUGACACCCGCAGCGUCAACAAUGUGCUGCUGCUCACAAUCAUAAAUCCCAUCUAUCCUAUCACCACGGAUGUGCUCUACACCAUUUGUAACAACUGUGGUCCUGUACAGAGGAUUGUCAUCUUCAGAAAGAAUGGUGUCCAGGCCAUGGUUGAAUUUGAUUCGGUCCAAAGUGCCCAGAGGGCUAAAGCCUCUCUGAAUGGGGCAGACAUCUAUUCUGGCUGUUGUACUCUAAAGAUCGAAUAUGCCAAGCCAGCACGCCUUAAUGUCUUCAAGAACGACCAAGACACAUGGGACUACACAAACCCCAACCUGAGUGGCCAAGAUGCUGAUGGUGAAGGCAAUUGGAACAAUUCACAAGAUCCCAAUGGAAAUCCCAACAAACGCCAAAGGCAGCCUGCUCUUCUGGGAGAUCACCCACCUGAUUAUGGUGGCCCUCAAGGAGGUUAUCAUGGUUACAAUGACGACAGCUACGGCCCCCCUCCACCGCACCGCAUGGGGCCAAGCAUGGGUGGGCGUGGUCGGGGGAGCCAGCGCUAUGGCCCUGGAUAUGGACCACCACCCCCUGAGUACGGUCCUCAUGCUGACUCCCCAGUUCUUAUGGUAUAUGGCCUGGAGCCCUCCAAGAUCAAUGCUGACAAGGUCUUCAACAUCUUCUGCCUAUAUGGCAAUGUAGAGAGAGUUAAGUUCAUGAAGAGUAAGCCCGGGGCAGCAAUGGUGGAGAUGGGAGAUUGCUACUCUGUGGACAGGGCCAUCACUCACCUUAACAACAACUUCCUUUUCGGACAGAAACUCAACGUUUGUGUGUCCAAGCAGCAGGCUAUUGUGCCAGGACAGUGUUACCAGUUAGAGGACAACACCAGCAGCUUCAAAGAUUUCCACGGAUCCCGCAACAACCGCUUCACCUCCCCAGAGCAGGCGGCUAAAAACCGAAUCCAGCACCCCAGCAACGUCCUGCACUUCUUUAACGCUCAGCCCGACAUUUCUGCAGAGAUCUUCAAUCAGGUCUGUGAAGAACUGGGAAUUAAGAGCCCCACGAGUGUGAAGCUUUUCACUGGAAAGAGUGAGCGAAGUUCAUCUGGACUUCUGGAGUGGGAAUCCAUCAAUGAUGCCAUGGAGGCUCUAGCUAUGAUGAACCAUUACCAGAUGAAAAACCCUAGUGGGCCUUACCCUUACACACUGAAGCUGUGUUUCUCAACCACACACCAUGCCAACUAAAUAUUUUCCCCUCGUUAUUUGUAAUGUUAUGUGUCUUUGCAUAGUAUACCGCAGUUCUUUUGUCUUAUCCCAUUAAAAACUCAAUCAGUAUUGACAAAAACUAGGAUUGAUGUGCGUGAGAACAUGUUACUUAAACUAUUGUUUUGUAUGAUUUAAUUUACUUCUACCGUGUUCAAUCAAUUGUUUAUUUUGUAUGUUCACAACAUUAGAUUUGAAUAAUUCCCCACUACCCUGAAAUAACAUUUAAACAUGGGCCUCUGUUUUUUGAUUUUUAAAUAAAGUGAACAGUAACUAUUAUGUGAAUACUGAUUUAACCAGUGUUCACAUCUUCAGA
Molecule: messenger RNA, 1984 nt
Organism: Seriola aureovittata
Lineage: Eukaryota; Metazoa; Chordata; Actinopteri; Carangiformes; Carangidae
Gene: hnrnpl
Product: heterogeneous nuclear ribonucleoprotein L
Exons: 14
Coding region: 61-1650 (529 amino acids)
Biological process (GO): mRNA processing; regulation of RNA splicing
Cellular component (GO): nucleus
Molecular function (GO): mRNA binding
Source: RefSeq, a predicted model, not a curated record